ACAUUAACCCAAUUCGAAUCUCUCAAUUUUUUGCCCUUUUCUCUGGAUUUCGAAUUUCUAUUGAUUCCUUUUAUUCCCUUUUCAUAUAAACCCUAAUUUUGUUUCAAGUUUCUCAAUUUGUGUGAAUCCUCAGAAAUUCAGAAAACCCAAAGUUCGUUUUUUUCCGAUUGGGUUUUUGAUUGAUUCGAUUUCCGGUGAUUCUCCGAUGAGGAUUUACGUGAUUUUCCUUGUGGUGAUCUCCUUAUUUGCCUCCGCGUUUUCCGAUUCGAUUCUCGAGUACCCGUCGGAAAUCGAGACCUUGCACAAGAAAGCUGCCGAUGAAGAUGUCAAUUUGCAUUGUACGACCUGGAGAUUCGCGGCGGAGAUGAACAAUCUCGCGCCGUGGAAAACAAUUCCGGUGGAGUGUGCCGAUUACGUGAAGGACUAUGUGAUGGGUAAAGGCUACCUCACCGAUUUGGAGAGAGUUUCUGAAGAAGCUUUGAUCUUUGCGAGCAGCGUCGAAUUCUCCGGCGAUGGCAAAGAUAUUUGGAUUUUCGAUAUCGAUGAGACUCUCUUAUCCAAUCUUCCAUAUUACAUUGACCAUGGUUUUGGGUUGGAGCUUUUUGAUCAUUCGGAGUUUGAUAAGUGGGUCGAGAAAGGAGUGGCACCAGCUAUAGCACCAAGCUUGAAGCUUUACCAGAGAGUGAUAGAUUUAGGAUACAAAGUUUUCUUGCUUACAGGGAGGAAAGAGAGCCACAGGCUUGUCACUGUUGAAAACCUGAUCAAUGCUGGUUUCCAGAACUGGGACAAGCUUAUUCUCAGAUCUCCAGAGGAACAGCACAAAAUGGCGACACUAUACAAAUCUGAGAAGAGAGAUGAGAUGGUGAAAGAUGGAUACAGGAUUAGAGGCAAUUCAGGUGAUCAAUGGAGUGAUUUGUUGGGUACCUCCAUGUCUCAACGAUCUUUCAAACUCGCAAAUCCAAUGUAUUAUAUCCCCUGAAGAGCUUUAUUUGACGACGUAUAAAAGGUUUGGAAAAUCGUAUAUACUUACUAGAGCAAUCAAAGUGUUUUUAAAGUUGGAUUGCCUUUGCUUGUAACUUGUCAAGCUAUUAAAUGUACUAAUAACAGAGAAUACUCUGUUUUAUACAGAGUAGAUAGUAUAGUACUCGUUUUAACUUUUUUUUACAAUAUAUUCAUGAUCAUCUU
Arabidopsis arenosa is the source of this 1185-nucleotide messenger RNA. The record is from the annotation of a GenBank genome assembly. NCBI's taxonomy places the organism in Eukaryota, Viridiplantae, Streptophyta, Magnoliopsida, Brassicales, Brassicaceae.